CAUUAACCAGCCCGAAACACAACCACAACCAUAUUCUUCGUAUAUGAAAAAACUCCCCAUAAACCCUUCUUUAAAGUGAGCCAUUUCUGUUCUAGGGUUUCCAGUAUCCCACAUUCGCCGUCGUCACAGCAACCAGCACCUCAAGAAGCGCAGAGAUGGCUAGAAUCAAACCCCAUGAGUUGAGGCAGAAGCCCAAGGCUGAUCUCUUGACUCAGCUCAAGGAUCUCAAGGCUGAGCUAGCUCUCCUCCGUGUUGCUAAGGUUACCGGUGGUGCUCCUAACAAGCUCUCCAAGAUUAAGGUGGUGAGAUUAGGGAUUGCACAAGUUUUGACGGUGAUGUCACAGAAGCAGAAGUCUGCAUUGAGGGAAGCUUACAGUAAGAAGAAGUUUUUGCCUCUUGAUCUUCGUCCCAAGAAGACCCGUGCAAUUCGUCGUCGCCUCACUAAGCAUCAGGCAUCCUUGAAGACUGAAAGGGAGAAGAAGAGGGAAAUGUACUAUCCCAUGAGGAAGUAUGCCAUCAAGGUCUAGGCUAGUUAAUCCACUGAAAUUUUGUUCAAACGUUUGUUAAACAUCUAAAAGUUGAGCUUCAGCUUAUGACAUUAGUCAGUUUUUUUCAAAUGUAUUGCGACCAUUUUGUAUUCUUGAGAACUGUGGUUGAGAUCUAUGAAGACAUUUUUAAAGAAA
This is a messenger RNA of Spinacia oleracea (spinach), 683 nucleotides long. RefSeq names its product 60S ribosomal protein L35. Lineage: Eukaryota; Viridiplantae; Streptophyta; Magnoliopsida; Caryophyllales; Amaranthaceae. The record is from RefSeq and is a predicted model, not a curated record. Gene Ontology annotation, molecular function: mRNA binding; structural constituent of ribosome. Gene Ontology annotation, cellular component: cytosolic large ribosomal subunit; ribosome. Gene Ontology annotation, biological process: maturation of LSU-rRNA from tricistronic rRNA transcript (SSU-rRNA, 5.8S rRNA, LSU-rRNA); translation. The coding region runs from base 156 to 527 and encodes 123 amino acids. The transcript is spliced from 4 exons.